Molecule: messenger RNA, 900 nt
Organism: Arachis stenosperma
Lineage: Eukaryota; Viridiplantae; Streptophyta; Magnoliopsida; Fabales; Fabaceae
Exons: 3
Coding region: 1-900 (299 amino acids)
Source: RefSeq, a predicted model, not a curated record
AUGAUAAUGGAAAAGGAAGAGAGGAGGAGGAGGAUCGCAGAGAGAGGUAGCGACAGGAUGGCAUUGAUCACUGGUAAGAUCAAUACCCUUCCUCCGCAACCUCCCUCUGGAACCUCCUCCCCAAGACAAUCCUACCAUCACCAAACGCAAUCAUUAGGAAAUUUCGAUAAGCAUUUGGACAAUGCUGAUGAUCUUCCUCGUCAUUUGCGUCCUCAAUCUUUGUCCCCUGCAUUUGCUUCUGAAUAUGAAGAAGAGUUCAUGGGUGGUUCUGAGAAUGAACAAGAUUCCUCUGCAGCUUUGUCAAGGUUGAAACAUCAGGGUGGAUUUAGGUACUCAAAUUUUAAAGAUUAUGACAUUCAGAAACAAUUAGAGCAACAAGAUUCCGAAGAAGAUAAUAUGUCAAAGAAUAUUGAUGGCUACGAAAACAAUAGUCGCAAAAUAAAACUGCCGCUAGCUUCAAAGGCUGCUCAAAUGAAAGCAGCCCUUGAAGCUAAGCGGUCAACGAGAACUGGACCGCCUAAGCCGGCACCAUUCUUCUCCUCAAGAGAGCUCAACGCAUGCAUCAUAGCUUCUGAGACAAAAAGAGCCCUCAGCUCUUUGAUGAUAGCAAUGAUAGUUGUGUUCUGUUACAUGAUCUCGGCUAGGGUGGAAGCCAUGAGACCACUUUACAUACUCUUGAUAACCAAUGUCACAAUCGUGCUGAGUCGCUUGUAUAGCGAAAAAGCGAAGCUUCUAGAAGAAACUAAUGGCGUAAACGAAGACCCUGUGGAUCUACAAAGCUGGGGAGAUGCAGUGAAACUCUUGGAGAGAGGUUUGGUUGCAUAUCAAGCCAUUAGAGGGAUUUUCAUAGAUUGCAGUAUUUACUUAGUGAUUGUUGUAUGUGGUGUUUCAAUGGUUUAA